Patella vulgata (common limpet) is the source of this 1522-nucleotide messenger RNA. Its product is annotated as zinc finger protein OZF. Gene Ontology annotation, biological process: regulation of transcription by RNA polymerase II. The coding region runs from base 277 to 1371 and encodes 364 amino acids. The transcript has 2 exons. Gene Ontology annotation, molecular function: RNA polymerase II cis-regulatory region sequence-specific DNA binding; DNA-binding transcription factor activity, RNA polymerase II-specific. Lineage: Eukaryota; Metazoa; Mollusca; Gastropoda; Patellidae. The record is from RefSeq and is a predicted model, not a curated record. Gene Ontology annotation, cellular component: nucleus.
UGUUGCCAUUUUUCAUUACCUUCCCAUGUUUUGGUUAUAUAAAAAAUAACAUUUAUUCUUCUGAAUAUUGAUAUUUUUACCAAUAUCCGCCCACAUACAAAUAAUUUGGGUCCUUUUCUCUUUGGCAAGUUAUUGUGUAUCUCACACAAGAGAAAGGGCUUAGAAUCGGGAGGUAUUAUUGACUCCCGACGGCGAGGAUUAAUAAAAACGAGUCUUUUUUUUUAAGACUAAAGUAAAAGUACUGAAUGAAAGCUUUCAGUAAAUAAAAGGAUAAUAAUGGAAACUGAUGAUGUAAACAGGUUGUAUCAAUGUAUGGUAUGUGAUGAGAUUUUCAAGAAAUUUGAAGACCUUGAACACCAUAGCAAAAUACACGUUAAAGAAGAGAAAGCUGAAGAUGAUUAUUGUCGAAUAGGUUUUGAAGAACAGGACAAAUGUGAUGUGGUCGUUGGUCAAAAAGUUAAAAAUAAUGAAGCAGAGGACCAUGUUCUUGAAAAAGAGACCAAAAUUCGAUCGAAAUCGGAAAAAAGUUUUGAAUGUGAUAUCUGUAGUAGAUCAUUUAAUAAAAAUAGUAAUCUUAAGGCUCACAUGGUUCUUCAUUCUGGGAAGAAAGCUUUUAAAUGUGAUGUUUGUGGUAAAUCAUUUGGUCGUCUUGACUACCUACAACAACACAUGUGGACUCAUUCUGAAGACAAACCUUUUAAGUGCGCGUUAUGUGGGAAGUCAUUCAGUGGAAAGUUUCAUUUGUUGAAACAUAUCAGAACCCAUACGGGUGAAAAACCUUAUGAAUGUGAUGUUUGUGGUAAAUCAUUCAUUGAUAACAGUACGCUAAAUAAACAUAUGAAAAGUCACACAGGGGAGAAGCCCUACGAAUGCGGACUUUGUACCAGAUCGUUCAACGACAAAAGUAAUUUAGUCCGACACAUGAAAAUUCACUCCGGCGAAAAACCCUUUGCGUGUGAUUACUGCGACAAGGCGUUCAUUGAUCGAGGUAAUCUCAACAAACACACGAGAACUCACACACGCACUGGAGCGAAACCUCACAAAUGCGAGAUCUGCGGAAAGGCAUUUAGUCAACUCGGUGGUUUGCGAUCGCACAGUGGAGUUCACGCGGAAGAGAAACCCUUUAGAUGCGAUGUUUGUGGUAAAUCGUACGCUCAGAGCGCCAGUCUGUUGACCCAUGUGAGAAGUCAUACGGGUGAAAACCCUUAUAAAUGUGAUGUUUGUAAUAGAGCAUUCAGUGUGAACAGUACGUUAAAAACACACAUGAGAACGCACACUGUAGAAAACCCUUAUAAAUGUGAUGUUUGUAGUAAAUCGUUUCCGCGGAACGGUAACCUGCAGACACACAUGAAAAUCCAUGCUGGUGUUUAGAUGUUAUGUGACCUAACUGACUAAUCAAAUGUUCGGUAGUGAUUUUUAAAGUGCGUGUUAUUAUUACAGUUGAAACCAAAACUCGCGACCUCCAUGUGAACAAGCAUAACAGAUACAUUUACAGAUAUCUUAUAAAUCAGAUGUCAUGUGA